Molecule: messenger RNA, 755 nt
Organism: Elaeis guineensis (African oil palm)
Lineage: Eukaryota; Viridiplantae; Streptophyta; Magnoliopsida; Arecales; Arecaceae
Product: WUSCHEL-related homeobox 3A-like
Biological process (GO): plant organ development
Molecular function (GO): DNA binding; DNA-binding transcription factor activity
Source: RefSeq, a predicted model, not a curated record
CUGAAAGAAAGAAGGGAGGAGGAGACACUGAGGAAGUGAGAGAUAAGUAAAAAGAGAAAGAAAGAUGCCUCAGACUCCUUCGACUAGAUGGUGCCCAACCCCAGAGCAGCUGAUGAUACUGGAGGAGAUGUAUAGAAGUGGGGUUCGGACACCAAAUGCCGCGCAGAUACAGCAAAUAACUGCCCAUCUCUCCUACUACGGGAAGAUUGAGGGCAAGAAUGUGUUCUACUGGUUCCAGAACCACAAGGCAAGGGACCGCCAGAAGCUCCGCCGGAGGCUCAGCCGGCACCAGCAACUGCACCUCCAGCUCCACCAGUCAGAAGAUGCUCCUCCUCCCUCCCCUACCCUCCAACACCAUAUGCCUCUUCAGUUCCUUCAUCAGGGUUGCUUUCAGGAGGCAACAACCCAAGGUAUGGAUUUGGUUGGCAAGUUGGAGACUGUUGGAACUGAAGAAGAAGAGCCGAUGACGAGUGCUAUGGGGUUUGAGCAUGAAUGGAUGGCAACGAAGAGUAUUGGCUCACCUGUUCCUCCAUGCUGCAGGCCUCUGAAAACUCUGGAUCUCUUUCCUGUCAAAAGCACCAGUCUUAAAGAUGAAUGCAGCUCCUCCAAGUCCUCUUCAUGCUCCACGUCCACCAACUAACAGCAACUAGCUGCAUGUUUCUCUGGGUCUAUGUGUCUGCCUUUAGUUCUUCCAUAUCAUGUAUCAUUUCUUAAUCCUUGUCACUUUCUUCUGCUACUGCUAAGACUGUUAUGGA